Messenger RNA from Phycomyces blakesleeanus NRRL 1555(-), 312 nucleotides. RefSeq lists its product as hypothetical. The transcript is spliced from 4 exons. The coding region runs from base 1 to 312 and encodes 103 amino acids. Lineage: Eukaryota; Fungi; Mucoromycota; Mucoromycetes; Mucorales; Phycomycetaceae. The record is from RefSeq and is a predicted model, not a curated record.
AUGACUUCUUGUGAAAACACAAUAGAAAGCAAAAUUUACGUUAAUCGAGGCACAUUUAUUCUUGUCUCGGUUUACCGAUUUUAUAAUCAUUUGCAAGAAGCCCAAAUUUCAUUACUACCGAUCAAAAUCAAAAGCAUCACUUAUGUCGAAGAAUUAAUUGUUGUAGCUAGAUUUAAGAAGCAAAAUGUGUCGUAUUCAGUUACAUUUGAUACUCGUAUGGUGUGUUCGAGCAUAAACAUCAAAGUUUUGAAAUCUUUUCAAUUUUACCUCAAGAAAACUCCGAUAAACAUUGAAAUGUACCUGUUGCUAUAG